AUUUAACAGUCACCAGUAUUCUGACGAGGAUUUUUUGGGUGUGACUUCUAGAGUUCCUAGUUCCUGGUUGAACCCAGAGGCAACGUACAGAUCAAUUUCAGCAUUUCGCCAAAUAAAAAUAACAAAAAGAUUUGGUUGGUGGGAGCCGUAGCAAGGUCGGCUUUGACUAUAUAACGGCCCCUGGAGCUCCACCCAAACACUGUUCGCAUCGUACAUCGCAGCAACAUGCAAUACUUGGUUGUCCUCUUCGCCGCCAUCGCCGCCGCCUCCGCCUCCGGACUCCUGGCAGGCGCCCCACUGAUCCCCAAGGUCCAGGUCGGUCCCACCCAGGUCAAUGUGGUCCGCCAGCCUUACACCAUCGAGGAGCCAGUACCCGUCCACAGGACCGUUCCAGUUCCAGUCAGGGCCAUCGCCCACACCGCCCCCAUCGUCGAGACUCCAGUUGUAGCCGCCGCCCCCCUGUCCUACGCCGCCGCCUACGGUGCCCCACUCGCCUAUGGUGCUCAUGUUGCCGCCCCACUCGCCUACGGUGCUCACGUUGCCGCCCCACUGGCUUACAGCGGCGCUCAUUGGGCCUACGGAUCCCCAGCCAUCGCUGCCCGUUCCAUCGCUGCUCCUGGUGUCAUCAGCCACUCAACCAUCCUCGCUCACUAAAUAUAUCAUUGUAAAUAAAUAAU
Nezara viridula (southern green stink bug) is the source of this 677-nucleotide messenger RNA. Lineage: Eukaryota; Metazoa; Arthropoda; Insecta; Hemiptera; Pentatomidae. The record is from the annotation of a GenBank genome assembly.